AUGAAGACGGAACCUAAACUCCGUCCUGUUGGCUUCACCCCCCCCUCCCGUUGCUCUUCACUUUCCCCUCCCGUUGCUCUUCACUUCCCUCCACCGUCGCCCUCGCUACCCCCUGCCAUCGCCCUGCUCAUUCUCCCGUCGCCCUCUCUUCCCUGGCUCACCCUGUUUCCCAUGCUCCUUCUCUUCUCCCUGUCUCAGUCUGUCUGUCUCCCCUGCUCAUUCUCCUCCCCCUCUCCCCCCCAAGGGCCCACCCACUCUUCCUCAAGUUGUUGUCGCUGGUGCACUUGCGCCAUCGGUGAGUGUGGGCCAGCAGCAUCACCAGCACCUCUGUCUCGCUGCUCCUCGCCUUCCCCCGCCUGCUCUCCGCCAACCUCGCCUGGACUGCCCUCUCCCACCACCCGUCCACCUCUCCCUCACUGCCCUGCUCCUCCCCCCUGCCAGUUCCCUCUCCCCUCCUCCUCAUCCUGUCCCUCCGCCUCAUCUCCUUCCUCCACUCACUCCUCCGCUUCCUCCACCCCCCUCACUCAUCUCGGUCUCUCUGGUGUCUCAGUCGCUCCUCCCUCCUCCCUCUUCCCCUCCCACGAGCUCGCCUCUUUCACUCACUUGGACCCCUCCCACUAG
This is a messenger RNA of Closterium sp. NIES-65, 621 nucleotides long. The record is from the annotation of a GenBank genome assembly. NCBI's taxonomy places the organism in Eukaryota, Viridiplantae, Streptophyta, Zygnematophyceae, Desmidiales, Closteriaceae.